AGCGGCGCCGGAAGCUGCGUGUUUCGGGGUCAGCUUCCGGCGGGGCCGGCACCGGCGGCGGCAGGUGAUGCACUGACUUGGCCCAUGCUGCCCUGCCUGAUGUAGGACCCAAGUGGCUUGGGCCGAGGAUGAGCAAGCCCACAGACCUGCAGCACAACCUGGAACGAAGCCUCCCAGCCAUUGCCUCCAUCAGCACCUCGUUCUCCCAGAGCCAGGGCUUCUCCCCAUACUGCUACGUGUCCCUGGAGAAGAGGAAAGCCAUCUCGGAUGUGAGGAGGACCUUCUGCCUCUUCGUCACCUUCGACCUGCUCUUCAUUUCUUUGUUGUGGAUAAUCGAGCUGAAUACCAAGGAUGGCAUCCAGAAGAACUUGGAGGGUGAAAUCAUCGAGUACAGCUUUAAAACCUCCUUCUUUGAUAUAUUUGUCUUGGCUUUCUUCCGUUUCUUUGUGUUGCUGCUGGCCUAUGCCAUCGUCCGCCUGCGCCACUGGGCGGUCAUCGCGGUCACUACGCUGGUAUCCAGUGCCUUCCUCAUCGUGAAGGUCAUCCUCUCUGAGCUUCUGGCCAAAGGGGCUUUUGGCUACUUACUUCCUAUCGUCUCGUUUGUCAUUGCUUGGCUGGAGACUUGGUUCCUGGAUUUUAAAGUCCUAACUCAGGAAGCAGAAGAGGAACGAUGGUACCUGGCAGCCCAGGCUGCAGCCUCUCGUGGGCCCCUGCUCUACCCCGGAGCCCUUUCCGAGGGGCAGUUCUACUCCCCACCAGAGUCCUUUGCAGGGUCAGACAAUGAAUCCGAUGAGGAAGGUGCAGGGAGGAAGGUGCUGACAGCUCAGGAGAAGGAGUACGUCCGGCAAGGCAAGGAUGCUAUGGAGGUUGUGGACCAAAUCCUGGCCCAGGAGGAGAAGUGGAAGUUCGAGAAGAACAAUGACUUCGGGGACGUUGUUUACACUUUCGAAAUACCUUUCCAUGGCAAGACCUUUAUUUUAAAGGCUUUCCUGCAGUGCUCUGCUGAAGUGGUUUACCAGGAGGUUAUUCUCCAGCCCGAGAAGAUGAUCCUGUGGAACAGAACAGUGGCAGCUUGCCAGAUCCUGCAGCGGGUGGAGGACAACACCAUCGUCUCGUACGACGUGGCAGCUGGUGCUGCAGGAGGUGUCGUCUCCCCAAGGGACUUCGUGAACGUGCGGCGGAUCGAGAGGAGGAGGGACAGGUACAUAUCCUCAGGGAUGUCAACCACGCACAGCCUGAAGCCUCCGCUCUCCAAGUAUGUCAGGGGGGAGAACGGGCCCGGAGGCUUCAUCGUGCUCAAGUGUGCCAGCAACCCUCGGGUCUGCACCUUCAUCUGGAUUCUCAACACGGACCUGAAGGGCCGCCUGCCUCGCUACCUGAUCCACCAGAGCCUGGCUGCCACCAUGUUCGAGUUUGCCUUCCACCUGCGGCAGCGCAUUGCUGAGCUCUGAUCCCUAUGGACAUUCCUAUGGGAAGGGACCCCGGGAUGGGCACGGGCAGCGCUGGGCUCCUCACCCCACACUGGUGUGUGCCAAACCCGGCCCUCCGUGGGGCUCAGCCCCACACAGUGACCCCAGGCUCCCAGGAGGAGGAUGUGUGAGGGUGAGGACUCAGCUCCAUCCCUUUGCAUUGGGGGCAGCCCCAGCUCUGCCCCAUAGGGGGUGUGGGGGGGGCUGCGGCUGCUCCCUACCUGUGGGUGCUGGGGCCGGUGCUGAGCUAUAAAGGGAAGCACUGGAGCCGCCUGCACAUGGGGCCCACGCUGCAGGGAGGGGGCCGGGCCCCCCCCACCUCCUUCCCCCCCAAACAGGGCUCUCUGUACCCCCCUUCCACCCCAUCCUGGGGGUCCCCCAUUGUCCCUAUGGGGGGGGACACGGAUGGGUCAGCAUUAAAAGCCUUGCACUGUU
Molecule: messenger RNA, 1904 nt
Organism: Melopsittacus undulatus (budgerigar)
Lineage: Eukaryota; Metazoa; Chordata; Aves; Psittaciformes; Psittaculidae
Gene: STARD3
Product: StAR related lipid transfer domain containing 3
Exons: 15
Coding region: 129-1451 (440 amino acids)
Biological process (GO): cholesterol transport
Cellular component (GO): late endosome membrane; endoplasmic reticulum-endosome membrane contact site; endoplasmic reticulum membrane
Molecular function (GO): cholesterol binding; cholesterol transfer activity
Source: RefSeq, a predicted model, not a curated record